Molecule: messenger RNA, 207 nt
Organism: Blastomyces gilchristii SLH14081
Lineage: Eukaryota; Fungi; Ascomycota; Eurotiomycetes; Onygenales; Ajellomycetaceae
Exons: 1
Source: RefSeq, a predicted model, not a curated record
AAACUGUCAGCUAGAAUCUGUAAGAAAUCACUUAUAGAGAGACUUACAGUAAAGAAUAAGACUGCACUGCUUGAAGUCAGAAACUGGUCUGAAGAAGACACAGAGUUGGCUGCUGACUCAAAGAUCAGAUGUAAUAGCAGAGCUGAGAGAGAUAAAGACACUGUCAUGAGCAGUGAUGCCUCUGCUUCAUCAGCUAGUAAAAAGUAA